Aphanomyces astaci is the source of this 2777-nucleotide messenger RNA. RefSeq lists its product as hypothetical. The transcript is spliced from 6 exons. Gene Ontology annotation, molecular function: protein binding. The record is from RefSeq and is a predicted model, not a curated record. Lineage: Eukaryota; Oomycota; Saprolegniomycetes; Saprolegniales; Verrucalvaceae. Gene Ontology annotation, cellular component: motile cilium. The coding region runs from base 14 to 2746 and encodes 910 amino acids.
CAAGGACAUUCCUAUGGACGGGCCAGGCGGUGGCGGCAACAAUGCGCUGAGUUUGUCGUGGUCGUUUGGCUUCAACAAAGACAUCGUGGGGGGGGUGCAUAGUUUGUCCGAUGAUACUGUCCAUGCCAUCUUUUACACGGCGGGGCACACUGGCGUAAUCUACAACUAUGCGAACCGCACCCAAAAGCUCCUCCAAGGCCACUGCAACCCCAUAUCGUGCUGUGCCGUGAGUGAAGACAAGCGUUGGAUCGUCACGGCCGAUCGAGGCCAAGAUUCGAUGCUUGUCGUAUGGGACGCUACGACAGGCAACCCCAUUAAAACCAUCUUCAACCCGCAUUCCGACGGCGUCCAGUGCCUCGACAUGUCCCCCGACGCCAUGUUCAUCGUGACGCUGUCCAUCGCCAUGGACAAAGCCAAUGUUAAAGAACACGCCCAAGAGAUCAAGCUGUGGGAAUGGACCGUCGCCCGCGAUGACGCGCUCUACGUCGCUGCGGUGACAACCGAAGAUGUCCAGACAUGCGUGCGCUUCAACACAUACGACGUCCGCGAACUCAUGACCAACGGCGCGCAGCGCGUGAUCUUUUGGAAUUGGGCGGCGCACCAGCUGCAGUUUUACUCGCCACCGCUGUCCCAAAAGGACUUUAAGCAAACCAUCGGCGCGUUCACGCAGUCUUUGUUCGUGCCCGACUCGUCGCAGGCCAUCACCGCCACCGUCGACGGCGACCUCAUCUUGUGGGACGCCGCGCCCGUCAAAGCCAACGCCACCACGAUACACGCAGACAAGAAAGCAAUCAAAAUCGUGAGAGUCACCGGCCACGACAAACCAGUAGCCGUCAACUUCCUAGCCGACAUGGACGGGUACUUGGUCAUGGGGUGUGCGGACGGCGCCGUCCGGUUCUACGACUUUGACUUUCGCCUCGUCGCGUGGUUCGAAGACCUUUGCGCCGGUCCCGUCAUGGCCGUGUCCUUCGCCAAUGUCGACGCGGCCCCGGCAUCUGCCGACGUGUUUACUGUGCCAGAGUUCAUCGUGUCCACGUCCAGUGCGUUCAUUCUUGGCAUCACCCCCAGUAUCCACGACGAGUACGACGUGGAAAAGCGCCGCGGGACGCUACUCAUGCAAGGCAUCAACGACGAAAUCCACGGGCUGGCGGCGCAUCCUGCCAGCAACCACAUCGCCGUGAGCUGCUACUCUGGCGCGAUUCAAUUGUGGGACUACGUCGGCAAACGACUCGUUAUGUUACGCAGUUUCGACCGCGACAAGCUCCGCCCGCAGUGCCUGACGUACCAUCCGUCCGGAAAGCAUCUCUUGGUCGGGUUCACCAACGGUACUAUCAAAAUUAUCAGCGCGACAACGCUGGAGGAUGUCACAACGUUUCGGCAAGCCAAGAACGCGAUUGUGGACGUCAAGAUCGCCGCGGACGGGUCGUUUAUUGCGGCAAUUGACGCGCACAAUUACUUGUACUUGUGGCGCAGCAAGGCGAUGGUGGCCACGGACGCCGACGAAUUGGACACGACGGACCUGUGGUCGUACAUUGGUCGAUGCAAGAGCCACACGAAACCGAUCACGGGGCUCGAGUUUGGCAUGUCCCCGGACCAGCAGGCGCUGCUUGUGACUGUGGGCGAAGACAAGAUGCUCGUCGACUACAGUCUCAGUCGGUCCAGCGUCAUGGACGGCAUCAUAUUGAACGCGCCCCCACAAAAGAUUGAGCAGUCCGCGACCCCCACGACUUUCUUUUGGCACCCCGACAUGCCUGGCGUGCACGAAGACCUAGUGGUCAUUGCCAACGACGAGUACAAGUUCAAGCAAUGGAACGCCAACAACAAAACGUGUCGAAAGACCACGCUCCAUCCCACCUAUGGUGGGCCACUGAACCGGGUGCUGGCUAUACCGACCGACAAGCUGGCGAAGGAAAACAAGACCAGUGGCCGGUACUGCGCCUACAGUACCCACGACAAGGUGGUGGGGGUGCUCAAGCUGCCGCUGGAUGGGAAUCCCCACAAAUCGAUGGGGCUGAUUGCGCAUGCCGGUCGGAUUUCGAACGUGGCGGUGAGUUUCGACGGCAAGUACUUUAUCACGGCGGGGGGUAAGGACAUGAUUGUCAACUUGUGGGAUGUGAACCCCCGGGCUCUGGAUGCACUGGAAGCCCAGGGGGGCGCGGGCAUGGAGCCGUUCGCGUCGCUGCUGGAAGGGGGCGUGCAAGGGGCAUUUUACAGCGAAAUCGUCGACUACUUUUACUUUGCCCAGUUGCGUACGCAAGGGGAAAACGCGACGGCAGCGCGGGAUAUUGCGCACCACAUUCCGCUGCUCGAGAUCCCCCACUUGAUGCGCGCGCUGGGGUAUUACCCCACGGAACUCGAGAUUCAAAACAUGUGCAGCGAAGUCAAGUACAGCCGGUUCACGGAAACGACCAAGACGGUCGACGUGGUGGACCUGACUGCGUUUGUGAAGCUGUACACCAACCACCGGCCCGUGUUUGGCAUUGGGAAGAAGCAAAUCGACGACGCGUUCGACGUGUUGAGUGGCCACAAGGGGCCAACAUUAAAGUGGGCCGACUUGAAGGCCAAGUUGCUCACAAUGGGGGAGCCCAUGACCGAGGACGAACUGACGUCGUGUAUGCACGCUUUACUGGGGGACGAAGCCGACCUGGUUGAAACGACCAUCUCGCUUUCAUCAAGUGUUUUUGCAGACAAAGUCCUUGGGUUUGAAGACUAUGAACGCGACGAGCAGCCAGUUCCGUUUACGUAACUCCAACAAUCUAUUUUCCAUGUCGUACUAA